CUGUCUAUAAUGCGGUCUGUGAGCAGAUUUUAAUUUUUUUUUCAAGUUGAAAUUUUUUCAAACUUCGAAGUUUUUUUAUUACCUUUAGUGCAAUAUGGCCGCCAUUUCGCGGAGGUGGUGUCUUGCAAUUAUAAUUAAAAUAGUGUGAUUGAAAUGAAUAAAUAUUCGCCGUGAAAGUGUCGAAUGAUUGUAAAACGAUUGCGAGUACAUUAAUGAUUAUAAAACAGUGAUGGGUGCUAAAGCUAGUACUGCUAAUGGUGACGAUGCAAGUGCUCGUGAAAGAAGUUUUUCCACUGGAAGUGCUUCAGACGUAGUAGCUAGCAGUGCAUUUAAUUUGUUGCAUUCUCUGCCAAACCUUGGCUCAACCGAUAGACAAAGAGCUAGAUCGUUAUCCAGUGUUCCAGACGGACAUGAAAAUGUCAACAGAACCGCUAAUUCGAGUGAAGUUCAAUGUGAAAUCGAAACUAUAGAUACUGAAAGUAAUUCCACUGAUGAUCGUUCACUCGAUAGCCCUUUGGGAACUAAUAUUGGUCUAAGUCUUGGUCUUGGUCGAGUAUAUACCGCUCGAUCUUUGCCUUCGCAUAUUUGGUCAUUAAAUGGUAUAAAAUGUCCAGUAUGUUCGAAAUUUGUGUUACCAGAUGAUGUAGAGUGCCAUUUAGUAAUGUGUUUAACUAAACCUAGACUGACUUAUAAUGAGGACGUAUUAACCAAUGAUAAAGGAGAAUGUGUUAUAUGUUUGGAAGAUCUUCUGCAAGGAGAUACCAUUGCUAGAUUACCUUGUUUAUGUGUGUAUCAUAAAAGUUGUAUUGACCAAUGGUUCGAUGUGAAUCGUUCGUGUCCAGAACAUCCGGGAGACUGAUGGAGGAACUUGGAAUUCGGAUUGUGUAUUUUGACCGAGCGACGCGGACGUAAAACUUCAAUCAUAAAUCGUGGACGCAUUCCGGCUUUCAGUGGGAUUGCCAACAAGCAGUCGCUGAUAAUUAUGUGCAUCUGAAACGUCAUAAACGCGUAUCCAAACCUACAAUAUUGUAAUAACCGAAGUAAACUUUUCGACUUACCAAACAACCCGUUCACUUCUCUCCAAACCCAGUCGAGUGUAAAUGGUAGAUUUUUUUUUGUUUGUAAAUUUUACACUCGUAUCGACUCUUCGAGGACAUUAGUAAUUUGUUAACGUGAAUCAAUGAUUGUUUUCUGUCUUAUUUGUUUUUUCCCUCUUCUUUUCUAAGUACAUUUUGUACUCGAUGAUUAAUUAAGGUGGUUUGGCUUUGGCAAUCCGGCUGAUGUAUUAUCGAACAAAUUUUUUUUCUUAGUUUACGAAUACCUAUGCUAAAAUGUGAUAUAUUUAAUCGCGUACGCGAAAUAUUUUUAUGUAUGUAUGUAUGUGUAUUAAUUGAACUUGGGUGCGUAUAAUGUUUACCGAUCGGAUUACUCGUAUAAAUAGGUUUGUGUGUUAUGAACACUUUUUACACUUUGUAUAAUUUAUGUACAUGUGAUUGAUGCGUAGUCCAACGAUAUUCAGCUACUACAAUACCUAUGUUUGGCAUAGUUCGAUGCGUAAAACCCGAAACGAACUGGCUUGAGAGAUCAGAGAUAUUUCAUGUGUAGUCAGAUGUAAUCGCGCUAACACGUCCAUUUUCUUCGACAUUUUAUCCGUAUCUACUCGUGAAUUUCUGUUAUGGCGGAUUUGAUUAAAAUUUCAAGACGAUGAAUUAUAUGCUCUCGGCAUUAUUUUGUUGUGUGAUACGCUUUAAUGAUACAAAAAAUGAUUCGUUCGUGCUUCGUUUUUUUUUUUACGUAGAAACGAACGAACUCAUUAGUGUCGAUUAAUUCUUGAAUUUAUUUAUCCUAUCUGCGAUUAAAACCAACGCGUUCCAUCAGCUUACGAUUGGUGGUCACAAGAUCUCAUCGUUGUCCUAUUUUAAUUAAUUCUGUUUUACUAUUACUUAUUUUUUUUUUGUUUUUGUUUUUUAAAUCGACAAAUAAUGGCGCAUUGAUUGACAAAUAGUGCGACUCGCAAUUCAGUAUAAUUUUCGGGAAAAGAAUCGCAGAAAAUGAAAUUAUUAUUUUGAAAGCGUUUUUUUUUUUUAAAAAAACUGAAACAUAAUAAGUCAUCUUCAAAGUAGAACCCAGAUUACCACUUUGAAAAAUUUUUAUUUUCGUAUCGAUUGCCUUGUUAAUACUAUAAUAAGUAAUACUAAUUGUUCAUUAUUGUUGCAUUAACUCUUUAUUAUUAUCCUUUGACGAGGUCCUAGUACGUGUGUAAUUGGUGUAAAAAUAUUUUGUGAUUUGAUUGGCUUGUGAUUGGCGUUAGUUAUUAUUUUAUUAUUAUUUUUUUUCUUUUUGUUUAUUUUACUUUUUUUUUGAAGUUUUUAUUUUUGCUAGAAUAGUUUGUGUACGGUUACAAAAUUUUAUUUUAAUAUUUAAUUUUAAUGUAUCUACCUACGUAUAUAUUUUUUUUCUUCAAAUUUCAACCAAGAAACAGAAUUAUGUAACGGAUGAAUAGUUUAGUAUUUUGAACCCGGUUCGGACCGAAAGGAGGCGUUGAAUGUUGCUGGUCUUUGAAAUUCGUUUCCAAUGAACUUCUUUUCGGUGCGUCUGUGUAAUUUGAUCCAUUAAUGUGAUAGUUGAUUACUUUCAUGUCUCGAGUUUGCUCAAAUUUCUGCUUGCGCAGACAAUAUGUUGCGAAUUUUAUACGUCAUAUUUAUCCGCUUACGAUGACUAUGUACUUGUAAUUUUAAUCAAAUCACAAAACAGAAUAAUCGAAGAACAAUUAGACUACGUAUUUGAAAAACAUGGUUUUAUUAUUUGACUCUGAUCUAUGUGUAGAUGGCUUAAUGAACGCCGUUCGUAUUAGUCUCAUAUUUUGAACUUUACCAUACUUGUGAUAAAAAAAUGAUUUAAGUGUAUUUUGUAUGAUUGUACUAUUAAUUUCGAAUCCACUGGAUAGGUACCUUCAAGAGUAGAGUUGACGCGAGAACAGUGACAAGAUUUAAAAUUUAAUGCAUAUCUUAUUGUAAAAAAAUUUGCGUAUGUAUGUAGAAGAUGUUAUCGUUUAAUGAUUACCUAGGUGAUUUUUUUCACGUGAAGAAAUAUGGCUUCGAUUAGUUCAACAAUGUCAAUUCGGAAUGUACAAUUUAUUAACUUGUGGUAUGUUACGAUAAUGUUGAGGUGUGAACCAACAUUUUGUCAACUUUUUCAUAUUAUGGAUAUGUCUGUGUGUAUAUACAGUAGUGUACAUCACUUUUGUUGUAUGUGUUGGCACGACGGCGCGUGUAUAUACAUGUAUUGUUCAAUAUUCCGUCUUAUUUUGAAAAUUUUUUAUAAAACGUAUACAAUAUAAGUGUCUUCGAAAGAAA
Molecule: messenger RNA, 3356 nt
Organism: Planococcus citri (citrus mealybug)
Lineage: Eukaryota; Metazoa; Arthropoda; Insecta; Hemiptera; Pseudococcidae
Product: E3 ubiquitin-protein ligase ZNRF1
Exons: 5
Coding region: 230-859 (209 amino acids)
Biological process (GO): proteasome-mediated ubiquitin-dependent protein catabolic process; protein K48-linked ubiquitination
Cellular component (GO): cytoplasm; membrane; intracellular membrane-bounded organelle
Molecular function (GO): ubiquitin protein ligase activity
Source: RefSeq, a predicted model, not a curated record